Molecule: messenger RNA, 6753 nt
Organism: Purpureocillium takamizusanense
Lineage: Eukaryota; Fungi; Ascomycota; Sordariomycetes; Hypocreales; Ophiocordycipitaceae
Product: Noranthrone synthase
Exons: 5
Coding region: 1-6753 (2250 amino acids)
Biological process (GO): secondary metabolite biosynthetic process; fatty acid biosynthetic process
Molecular function (GO): phosphopantetheine binding; 3-oxoacyl-[acyl-carrier-protein] synthase activity; fatty acid synthase activity
Source: RefSeq, a predicted model, not a curated record
AUGGCCAAGCGAACUCGAGUGUUUCUGUUGGGGGACCAGUCGGAGGAGACAACUUCGGAGCUUCACAACUUGCUUCAAUGCAAAGACGAUCCCAUCCUGACCGCCUUCUUUGAAGAAGCAUACGACAGCAUUCGGACCGAGGCGGGAAGUCUGCCUCUGCACGUACGGAAGAAGCUGCCCAAGUUCACGAACCUUGCCGAUCUCGCAGCCCGCCACAGGGAGGAGUCUCUCGGCCCGGCGUUCCAACACGCCCUCGCUUGCACUUGCCAGCUAGGGUACUUCAUACGACAAUGCGGUCUGCCAAACCAUGAGUUCCCGCGUCCAGAGAACUCCUAUCUUUUGGGUCUAUCAACCGGCGCGAUUCCCGCGGCCACCAUCAGCUCCUGCUCGUCCAUUUCCAACUUUCUUCCGCUGGCAGCGCAAAGCGUGGCCAUAGCCUUCCGGCUUGGUGUCGUUUUGGCCGACGUGAAGCAGCGCAUCGACCCCCAUACCACGGCGUCAUGGACUCUCCAAUUGCCACACCAUUUGCGACCAUGGAUCAGCGCCCACCUAUCCAGUGGCACAUCGGUGAGCGGACCGCCGUCAGUCCUGGCCGAUCUCCGGAACUACGGCGAAUUCGCCAAAGCGCACCCAGUCCAAAUACCCGUCUACACCCCGUGUCACGCCGCGCACCUGUUCACUGCGACGGAUAUUGACGAGGUUCUCAAGACCACGGGUGCGACACGAUGGAACGAUUAUCAGAGUCGAAUCCCCAUAGUCUCAGCCGUCACUGGUUGUCUGAUGAUGUCGACCGAAAGCACCUUCCGCUCGGUCGUGGCGAAGUCUCUCCAAGAUAUGCUAAUGUCUCCUCCGAGAUGGGACUUGAUCAACGAAGGCCUCCCUCGGCUCCUUCUGGAAGCCGCUCAUACCAAUAUCGAUCUAGUUCCCAUAAUGACAACCGUCGAGGGCGCUGUUCGACAGACUUUGGAGUCAUAUUCACGGCGACACGAGGUCGCCUCAGGGAGUGCAGUUAGCCCAAGUGGGUUCUCGUCGGUGCAAAUCGAGUCUCUUGGCAACGAGCAGUUUGGGGCUUCCUCUCAGGAAAGGCGAAACAGGUCUAAACUGGCCAUCGUUGGGCACUCCGGAAGAUAUCCGGACGCAAAAGACCCAGCAGCAUUCUGGGAAAUCUUGCGUAACGGCGUCGACACCGUAAGAAAGGUUCCCAAGCAGCGCUGGGACACUAAUACACAUGUCAGUUUCGAGGGAAAGAGAAACACCGGUGAGGUUCCUUGGGGUUGCUUCGUCCCCGAUGUGGAAGGAUUUGACGCUCGUUUCUUCACCAUCUCACCCAAAGAGGCGCCGCAUAUGGACCCCGCUCAGCGUCUGUCUCUGAUGACUUCCUACGAGGCCAUGGAAAACGCCGGCAUCGUCCCGGGAGCAACGCCUUCGACAAGGGUCGACCGUAUUGGGUGCUACCUCGGCACGACCGCCAGCGACUACAUGGAGUCUAAUUUGUCUCAAGAUGUUAAUACCUUUUACAUCACCGGAGGCAACCGGGCGUUCAUCCCUGGCCGCAUCAACUUCAGCUUCGAGUUCUGUGGUCCAAGCUACGGCGUUGAUACGGCGUGUUCUUCGAGUCUAGCGGCCUUGCAUCUGGCGUGCAACGGUAUCUGGCAAGGCGACUGCGAUACGGCCUUUGCUUGCGGCACAAACAUGAUCUCGAACCCGGACGGCCACACCGCGCUCGAUCGGGGAUUCUUCCUAUCCAAGACGGGGAACUGCAAGACCUUUGAUGCAGGAGCAGACGGAUACUGCAGAGGAGAGGGCAUUGUGACCAUUGUUGUCAAGCGCCUCGAGGAUGCCAUCGCCGACAACAACCCGAUUCUGGCAGUAAUAGCUGGCAUCCAAACCAACCAUUCCGCCCAGUCAGGUUCCAUCACUAGGCCGCAUGCACCGGCUCAAGCUAUGCUGUUUGAGCGAAUCCUCAAUAGCACCGGUACAUCGCCUGAUGAGCUCAGUUACAUCGAGAUGCACGGCACGGGGACGCAGAUUGGCGAUGCCGUGGAGAUGGAAAGCGUCCUCAAGGUCUUCGCGCCCGAGCCCACGUCUUCAAAGGCCAGGGGGCCCGACGCACCGCUCUACCUCGGCGCCGCCAAGUCGUGCAUUGGACAUGGCGAAGCUGCUUCAGGACUGUCGAGUGUCGCCAAGGUGCUCCUCAUGUACCAGAACAACCUGAUUCCGCCGCACUGCGGCAUCAAGACCAAGAUCAACCCCAACUUCCCCCUGGACCUGGAAGAGCGCAACGUGCACAUUGCCACGAGGGCGACGCCAUGGGAAAGAAGCGACUCGAGACCUCGGAAAGUCUUGGUCAACAACUUCAGUGCAGCCGGCGGGAUCACGGCCCUGCUCUUGGAGGACGCGCCCCUACGGCCCGUCACUCCGGGUAGCAACUCGCCCAUGCCUUCCACCCACAUGGUCACCGUCACGGCUAAAGGCGCCGAGGCCUUGAAGGGAAAUCUGCGCUCUAUGCUACGAUUUCUGGACGACGCCGAAGCGUCGCUGGUUGACGAGGCCUUCAUAUCUCACUUGGCGUACACGACUACUGCUCGGCGGCAUCACUUCCCCCACCGCGUCAUGGCUCGUGGAUCAAACAUCCGUGAGAUAAGAGCUGGCUUAGAGACCGCCAUCGCUGCAGGUCAGGGUAUGACCCGCUGCAAGGCAAAGUCCAAAGUCCUAUUCGUCUUCACCGGCCAAGGCUCCCAUUAUCUGGGCAUGGGGGCCCAACUGUACCACAGCUUCUCUCACUUUCGCCGGGAUGUCGACAGGUACGACCAGAUUGCUCAAGGACAGGGGUUUCCAUCGUUUCGUCACAUUUUAACUGCCCAGAGCCGCAAAUCUUACGGCGAACAUGAUGAUGCCCUGUCUCCGCAGGUCAUUCAGCUGGCCAUGUCCUGUCUGCAAAUGGCACUCGCUCGACUUUGGAAGUCCUGGGGCAUAGAACCCGGUGCCGUGUUGGGCCACAGCCUAGGCGAGUACGCAGCUCUGAACGUUGCAGGCGUUCUUUCCGACGCCGACACCAUCUACUUGGUCGGCAUGCGGGCUGGGCUUCUGCAGCAGUGCAAGGCUGGAACCCACGCGAUGCUGGCCGUCAAAACCUCCGUCGCACGAGCCAGGGAGAUCUUGUCAGACAACACGCAAGGCGAUCUGCCGGUGUCUCGCAUUCAAGUUAGCUGCAUCAACGGUCCCGAGGAUACUGUCUUGGGCGGGUCGUCCGACCAGGUUAUUGCCUGGCAGCGAAUCCUGAACAGUCAUGGAAUCAGGUCGAGAGUUCUAAACACCCCAUAUGCAUUCCAUACUUCUCAAGUGUCCUCGAUCCUAGGGGAUCUCGAAGCGCUGGCGAAUCAGGUUACCUACCACAGAUCGACAAUGGCCAUUGUAUCCCCUCUUCUGGGGAGUGUGGUCCCAAAGGGAGAUUCCGACUGCAAGCUCAACGCCAAGUACUUGACACGGCACUGUCGCGAAACGGUUGACACCUAUGCCGGCCUUCUCGCCGCAGAAAAGGCAAGGCUCGUCGAUCCACAGAGCUGUAUCCUGGAGAUUGGUCCCGAUCCAGUUGUUCUCGACAUGGUAAAAGCAACUCUCGGAACAUCUCUGAAGACCUUACCGUUGCUACAAAAGGGGAAGGACACUUGGGACCUGCUGACGAAUGCAAUCUCCGUCUUGUACACAGCCGGACACAAUCUGCUUUGGCAAACCUACUUUGACGACUUCAAGUCGUCUCACAAACUGCUCCAACUACCAGCCUAUAGCUGGGAUCUCAAAGCACACUGGCUGCAGUACGAGAACGAUUGGUCCGUGACCAAGCCAGGAGUGCGGACUGUCCAGCACUCGGGGGCCGCAAACAGCGCGUCACCACCUCCGGAGGCAGUGAUGCCGACGGUAGAAUGCACAACUAUCCACGGAAUUGUCGAGGAACGUGUUGAGUCGGCAGAUAAGGUAUUCAUUACCUUGAAAACCGACAUCUCACGAGAGGACAUUAGUGGCAUCGCUCGAGGCCAUGUGGUGGCUGGAAUUCCACUGGCGACCCCGUCUGUAUAUGCAGAGAUUGGCCUUUCCCUUGGGACAUAUCUCAUUGAGCGAUAUAAACCGACCCUCAAAGGCAGCAUCAUAGACGUGGCCGAUCUGGUUGUGGAAAGGGCCCUCAUUCCCCACGGCAACGGUCCUCAAAUACUACACACUUUAGUCGAGGUCGACUGGACUACCAGGAGCGCGCGUCUGGUGUUCCGCAGCAAGGAUGGAAAACCCACCAUUGAACACGGGAAAUGUUCCAUCCGCUUCACUGACCGGAAGAAAAUGGAAACACUCAGACCCCUAGUUGACAACUACACUUCCCGCAUUGACAGUCUGCACAAAAUGGCGGAGAAGGGCGCUGCAUUGCGUCUCAGCGGGUCGUACGCCUACAGACUCGUCCGCUCGCUUGCAUCCUUUGAUUCGAACUACCGAGCCAUCGACGAAAUCAUCCUCGACAGCACGGCCCUAGAGUCGUGCAGCAAGGUCAGCUUUGGCCAAGUCAAGAGCCACGGGAAGUUCAACACUCACCCGGCGUACAUCGAUGUCAUGGCACAAAUCGCUGGAUUCGUCAUGAAUGGGAAAGAGACGACUGAUCUUGAGAGCGAGGUCUACGUCAACCACGGCUGGAGAUCUCUACAACUCUACGAAGAGUUGUCGCAAUCCAAGUCUUACUGGAGCUAUGUCAAGAUGUCCCAGGACACGUCGAGCAACGAAGGCUUCUGGAGGGGCAAUUGUAUCAUGCUCGAUGACAAGCACAACAUCGUCGCCUUCUUCGAACACAUCACACUCAGGCGAGUUGAGACACGAAUCUUCCACAGGGUUCUGGAAGCCUCAUACCCGUCGCGAGUGAAGUCUGCGAAGCCAGGCACGGUUGGUCCAGAGACGAGAGCAGCACGAAAUCCUCCCGUCAAGCCGACUGUACAAGUCUCGCCGGCAAAAGCCGUACCUACGUCAGAGAAGACAAACGUCAAUGCCGUCAAGCCAGGACAUGCCACUAUCGUCACCAUCCCAGUGGGGGCCGAGUCACCUCCCGUCGAAGUCGUUCGAGCACCGCCGAACAAGCCAUCCAAGAUCGGGCCGGCGUUGAUCAUCAUUGCCGAAGAGACGGGCCUGGCCUUGGCAGACUUGACCGACGAGACGAAUUUCGCCGAAAUUGGUGUGGACUCUCUUAUAUCCAUGGUCAUCGCGAGCCGUUUUCGCGAAGAGCUCGAUUUAGAUUUGGAUCUGGAGUUCUCCUUGUUUCUUGACUUGCCUACAGUUCACGACCUGAGGAAGUUUCUACACUGCGAGGACAACGAGCAUGCUACGCAAGUGGAGGCCAUGAAACAAGUUUCUCAUGUCCCGGUCACGAAAACCGAGAGUCACGCGACUCGUGCGCACAUCAAUGAUGACAUCACUGCGACGCAGCAGGCGAUCAAAAACCACGACGUGAUCAAUAUUACCACCAUCGAGGUCGAUUCUGACUCUGGAGAUCAGCAUUACGAGGAAGAGGCCACUAAACUUGUACCCGCCUUGGCCAUCAUUGCCGAAGAGAGUGGCCUCGCAAUCGAGGAUCUCACAGACGACACCGAGUUCAGCGUCAUUGGUAUCGACUCGUUGCUCUCCAUGGUCAUUGCCAGUAGAUUUCGAGAGGAGCUAGAUUUGGACCUCGACUUGGAGUUCUCCCUCUUCUUAGAUCUGCCGACAGUUGGGGACUUGCGCAGGUUCCUUACUCCUUCGAGCGCGACGAGCUCAAGCCCAUCUCUGUCUUCCACGGAGGGAACACCAGGGGAGCAUUCCAUGUCCUCUGGUGCGGCAUCUACGACGAGAGAGUCCGAAUUCCGAAUUGAGAAGAUACCAGCUCCGCAGAGAACCGCAUAUUGCCGUUCUUCAAGCUCUGUCAUUUUACAGGGGCUGCCGGAACAGGCAGAGAGGACCCUCUUCCUCUUCCCAGACGGAGGAGGUUCUUCAUCGUCUUACGAGCCGCUCCCACGAUUCAACGAGAGCAAUACCGCCAUUAUAGGUCUGAACUGUCCCUACGCCCGUGAUCCAGAAAAUCUCAAGUGCGGCAUAGACGAUCUCACGGACAGCUACGUAGCGGAGCUACGCCGUCGCCAGCCACACGGGCCAUAUCAUCUAGGCGGGUGGAGUUCUGGUGGCAUAUUUGCUUUCCUCGCGACGCAACGGUUGACAGCAGCAGGAGAGGACGUUGCUAGUCUACUGAUCAUUGACUCGCCAGUACCAAAGAUCAUGCACAGACUGCCAACCAAGUUUUACGAGUACUGCGACAAACUCGGGCUCUUGGGAUAUGCCAUGGGGACGUCCAGGACAGUGAGGGAUGAGGGGAGACCUAGGGUCCCAGACUGGCUGUUUGCGCACUUCAAGGCGUCCGUUGAUAUGCUGCAGCGUGCCGUUGUCGUGCCCCUGUCACCGGCCACCAAGAUGCCGCAAGUUUCCAUCAUUUGGGCUGGCGAUGCCGUGGUGAAAGAGCAAGACUUGGACCGCUUACCGGAGGUCACUGGUCUGGCACCAGGGCAAUCGCCCGGUGGGCAUUUCUUACUUGUGCCACGCAAGGAUUUCGGGCCCAAUGGCUGGGACGAGAUGCUGCCGGGAGCAAGCAUCACCAUCGAGACGGUGCACGGGGCCAAUCAUUUCUCUAUGAUGCGAAAACCCCACGUGGACCAAGUUGGCCGUUUUCUUGAACGGGGCCUGCAGCGGUUUUAG